UGCCAUGUGGUACUAAACUUGAUCAAUUAUUCAUCCCCCACAAACCCACAUGUCAGUCCUCUAUUUAUGAACUUCAUCUCUGAACAAAGUUAGUUUCACCCACUUCACAUCUCAUGGCAAAUCCAACGACUCUCUUCGCUCUCUUCUUUCUCCUCUCGUUUUGCUUCGCCGGAACCGUUACAUCUGAUGAUUGUGUGUACACGGUGUACGUUAGAACCGGGUCGAUCAUCAAGGCAGGGACAGACUCAAUCAUGACCCUCACGUUGUACAACGCAGACGGUUACGGUAUAUUGAUUAGGGAUCUUGAGGCAUGGGGCGGGUUAAUGGGUUCGGGUUAUAACUACUUUGAGCGGGGCAACCUUGAUAUAUUCAGUGGUAGAGGUCCUUGUUUGGAUGGACCUGUUUGCAAUAUGAACUUGACUUCAGAUGGGUCGGGUUCUCAUCACGGUUGGUAUUGUAAUUAUGUGGAGGUUACCACCACUGGGGCCCACAUUCCCUGUGCUCAACAGCAGUUCGAGGUGGAACAGUGGCUAGCUACCGACACAUCGCCAUACGAGCUUUCUGCUAUUAGGAACAACUGCCAAUAUAAUAAUUUGGGCCAGGCCCAUCAUAAACUAAAGACCGUUGAUGCCGUUAGUUCUGAGUCUGGGUCUGAUUUCUCAAUUUUGGCCUCUACUGUGCACGUGUAGGACACUAUACCGUUAGUGUUCUACGUGUGACCUUGUUUAGGUUGCAAAGUAGAGUUGUCACUUCGGUUCUUCAUCUAGAACCCUUAUGUAUUAUCAUUGAAUAAAAUGUUGGCUUUGCCAAGGCGUUUUGUAGUCUUGGCAUUAUUUUUUAUGUUGUAAUGAUGCAGUAAAGUCAGAUGAAAAUAAGUGGCUAUGAGUGUUUUUGAGAUGUCUGGAGAAGAAAGAAGGAUUCUUGUUUUGUUUUUAGUGUCUGCAAGUUUAUGUGUUACUUUUGGCACAUUAUUUUUAUUUAUAAUAUGUAUGGUAGUUUAAUAUCUUUAUGUGAUGCAAUGCAUUAGGAAAACAUGCUUGUAAUUUAUACAUUCAUUUCACACAAUUAUCAUGACAAAGGGUUGCAGAA
Messenger RNA from Medicago truncatula (barrel medic), 1089 nucleotides. Its product is annotated as PLAT domain-containing protein 3. Bases 114 to 689 code for a protein of 191 amino acids. NCBI's taxonomy places the organism in Eukaryota, Viridiplantae, Streptophyta, Magnoliopsida, Fabales, Fabaceae. The transcript is spliced from 2 exons. Gene Ontology annotation, molecular function: protein binding. The record is from RefSeq and is a predicted model, not a curated record.